AUGCCUACAAACACGAUCCUCGAUAUUGCAAGUGGAAGUUCCGAUUUUGAAAUUCUGACGGCGGCACUCGGUGCCUUUCCGGAUCUCGCGAAUGCGGCAGGUGACAAGAACGCAAGCCUCACAGUGUUCGCGCCAACCGACCAGGCAUUUCUGAAUCUGGCGAAUGCGCUCGAUCCAAGCGUGGGCUCGGACGAAUCCAAAGUCGUGCCGGCACUGAUUGCCGCUUCGGAGCUGCUUUCGCCUUCAGACGAUCCAACCUCCUUCCUAAAGUCGGUUCUGACCUAUCAUAUCGCCGGGGAUGCUCUGGAUGGCAGCGCCGUUGCGGGUUCCAAUACCGUUGAAACCCUCUCGGGCGAAACAAUCAAGCCGGACAGCUCACACGGUGGCCUCUCGCUUGGUGACAAGGACCCCGGCUUUGCCGAUCCCGCGGUGACCAACCCGGCAGGUUCGGAGAACGGCAUUAUCGCAGAAAACGGCAUCAUUCAUGUCAUCGACAAUGUCCUUCUGCCCUAUGACAUUACCUUCGCCAAGGGCGGGUUCCUGUUUACAGGACGUGGCCCUGACGCGGUCAUCGGUUCAGAUCACUUCGACUUCAUCUCUCUUGGGAAAGGUGACGACAUCGCCAACGGACUUGGCGGACAUGACAUCAUUUUCGGUGGACGCGGAUCGGACCUGGUCAAGGGUGGUGACGGCAACGACUACCUGUUCGGCGGUCGUGGUAAGGACACGCUGGAAGGGGGCGCUGACAACGACUACCUGAAUGGUGGACGCGGCAAGGACAUUCUGGUCGGGGAGGAAGGGAACGAUUUCCUGGUCGGCGGCCGUUCCGCCGACAGUUUCGUCUUCAAUCCUUUCCGUGAAGGAGAAGGCCACGACGUGGUUGCGGACUUCAACGCCAAGCGCGACAAGCUGGUGCUCGAUCUGAGGGACGGUGAUCCGGUCGUUCUGGAUGCGAUCGCCGCAACCGGUGAUCCGGGACUUCAAUUCACCGACCUUCUUGAAUUCGAUACCGAUCCCGUCGCAGAUGGCCUGCAGGCCGCCGUAUCCCUCGGCGCUUCCGGAGAUGGCGAUCUGCUGAUCACCCAUCUGACGGGUACGAUCGAACUCAACGGGAUCCCCUCCGGUGUCGACCCGGAAGCUCUUCUGCCGGCGAUCGAGUUCCUCGUGAACGACGAUCCUUUCAGCGUCUGA
This is a messenger RNA of Effrenium voratum, 1191 nucleotides long. The record is from the annotation of a GenBank genome assembly. Lineage: Eukaryota; Dinophyceae; Suessiales; Symbiodiniaceae.